Molecule: messenger RNA, 987 nt
Organism: Prosopis cineraria
Lineage: Eukaryota; Viridiplantae; Streptophyta; Magnoliopsida; Fabales; Fabaceae
Product: ribosomal RNA small subunit methyltransferase NEP1-like
Biological process (GO): rRNA base methylation
Cellular component (GO): small-subunit processome; nucleolus
Molecular function (GO): rRNA binding; rRNA (pseudouridine) methyltransferase activity
Source: RefSeq, a predicted model, not a curated record
AUGCUUAACCCUUGCAGAAAUUUUAGGCAAAAGCGUAAGAGGGUGGAAAAACAGACUAAUAACGUGACCUUAAAAGGAGAAGCACAAGUGAACCAAACAUCAACUGCUGCACCAUUGGAAAGUGAACCAAAUACCCCUUUGGUCCAUUGUCCGCAGAACGUGAGGUCUCAAACCAUAUUCAUCCUUGACAACGCUUCUCUGCAAAGGAAGUGGAAAAUUCUGAGUUCAGAUGACGAUGCCGAGCUUUUGUUGAAUCAAAAGAAGAAUCUUAAUGAUUAUCGACCUGACAUAGUUCAUGAGGCUCUCCGCUCCAUUUUAGACAGCCCGCUUAAUAAAGCUGGCAUGGUAGCAGCUAUAUAUGUCAAAAUUGAUAAAGGAGUUCUUUUUGAAGUCAAACCACAUGUUCGUCUUCCACGAACAUGUAAGCGAUUUUGUGGUGUCAUUUUGGAAUUGCUCAAAAUCCGUGUGCGUGCCAAAGAUACAAAUGAAGUACUCCUUCGUGUUCUUGAAGAACCUGUGACACGCCAUUUACCAGUCAAUUCUCACAUAGUAGGUCUCUCUUAUAGUUCGGAGAAGCUAGUUGACAUAGAGGAUUAUGUAUCAGUGGUGAGUGAUGCUGUUAGUCCCGUGUAUGUGGUAUGUUCCAAUUCUAUUAAUGGCUUAACGUGGCAGAAAACUAUGAGGCUGUUUGGUUUCUAGAAAGAAAAGAAUUAAAUUGAUUGAAGAUAAAAAUAAAAUGAUUAAGACGUGUGGGAGAGAUAAGUGAAUUGUGUUUACGAAGGAAGAAGGAUAAUUUAAUUUAUGAGAUUGGGAGUUAUGUGGAGGGGUGUAAUAUUUUCACAUUUCUAGUAUGUGCUAUGGAAUUUUAUCAUUCUUAUCAUGAGGUAAGGGGGUGAUUUAAUUCAUUUUUGUUCUUAUCUUUAAUCCAUUUCAUUCCACCAUUUCCAGUAACCAAAUGACUUCUAAGUUCAUGUGUGAUAUUGAGGU